Apaloderma vittatum (bar-tailed trogon) is the source of this 1194-nucleotide messenger RNA. It is a transcript of the gene LPAR3, whose product is annotated as lysophosphatidic acid receptor 3. The record is from RefSeq and is a predicted model, not a curated record. Gene Ontology annotation, cellular component: membrane. The transcript is spliced from 3 exons. Gene Ontology annotation, biological process: G protein-coupled receptor signaling pathway. Gene Ontology annotation, molecular function: lysophosphatidic acid receptor activity. The coding region runs from base 109 to 1194 and encodes 361 amino acids. Lineage: Eukaryota; Metazoa; Chordata; Aves; Trogoniformes; Trogonidae.
AUGCUUUUCUACUCCUUCCUGCCUUAUCUCAACAUCUCAAGACAUCUCUUUCAAAAUCAUUUGUCAUUUGAGCUCUGCUGUGUGACAGUAAGUGGACUCUAAUCCAGGAUGAAUGAAUGCUACUAUGACAAGCGCAUGGACUUCUUUUAUAACAAGACGAAUGCUCACACGGUAGAUGAGUGGACAGGGACACAGCUUAUCGUUGUUCUGUGUUUUGGGACGUUUUUCUGCCUCUUCAUUUUCAUUUCAAAUUCGUUGGUCAUAGCAGCUGUGGUCAAGAACAAGAGGUUUCAUUUUCCCUUCUACUAUCUCCUGGCCAACUUAGCCGCUGCAGAUUUUUUUGCUGGAAUUGCAUAUGUCUUCUUGAUGUUCAACACCGGCCCGGUGUCUAAGACAUUAACUGUUAACCGCUGGUUUUUGCGUCAGGGUCUUCUGGACACCAGCCUGACAGCUUCCCUGGUGAAUCUCCUCGUCAUAGCUGUUGAGCGGCACAUGUCCAUAAUGCGGAUGAAGAUCCACAGUAAUCUCACAAAGAAGAGAGUCACCUUUUUAAUUAUGUCUAUUUGGGCUAUUGCUAUUUUCAUGGGUGCUGUUCCUACCCUGGGUUGGAACUGCCUCUGUGACAUUACUGCCUGCUCAUCCCUGGCACCUAUUUACAGCAGAAGUUACUUGGUGUUCUGGAGUGUCUUAAACCUAGUUGUCUUUUUCAUUAUGGUGGUAGUUUACAUAAGAAUCUACAUGUACGUCCAGAGGAAAACUAACGUCUUGUCGUCACACACGAGUGGAUCCAUUAGCCGUAGGAGAACCCCUGUGAAGCUUAUGAAGACUGUCAUGACUCUCUUAGGUGCUUUUGUUGUCUGCUGGACCCCUGGCCUGGUUGUCUUACUGCUCGAUGGUCUGAACUGCACCUACUGUGGGAUUCAGAAUGUUAAAAGGUGGUUUCUUCUCCUGGCCCUAUUGAACUCUGUCAUGAAUCCAAUAAUUUAUUCAUACAAGGAUGAUGAAAUGUGGAGUACCAUGAAGAGGAUGAUUUGCUGCUCCUCUGAGGACAAGAGCCAGGACAGACGCUCAUCACGGAUCCCCUCGACAGUUCUCUGCAGGAGCACAGACACCUCAGGGCACUACAUUGAAGAUGGCAUUAUUCAAGGGACAAUUUGUGGAAAAGGAGAUCUUGGUGAAAAAGGAAGCUCCUGA